Molecule: messenger RNA, 818 nt
Organism: Camellia sinensis
Lineage: Eukaryota; Viridiplantae; Streptophyta; Magnoliopsida; Ericales; Theaceae
Source: RefSeq, a predicted model, not a curated record
CUCAAAUCCCACUAGAGUCUACAACUUUGAGGAGGGAGCAUUCCGUUGUGAUGCACAUAUGGCAUCUCAAUUGCCCAUCCAUCCAUCCACGAUGGACUUGUUUCAGUUUUACUGCAAAAAGUGGUUUCAUGAUCUCCACUCAGUGUAUCUCUCCAUCAAAAUUGCGACAUCACAAUUCAUAGAGUUGGGGUUAUCGCAUAUGAAUCGAUUCCCCUUCAUUGUUACAAUCGUUGAUGCCAUGAUAUCCCUCUACUACCGGUCCUGUGGUUUGUCACCGUGCACCGUCGACUUAGAUGAUCACACCACCAUGCACUAUUGGACCGCCAACCACAGGCAGUUCAACAAACCAGUCCUAGUCUUAAUCCAUGGCUACGGUAGCACUUCCACAUGGCAGUUCAUUCGCCAAGUGGGCCAACUGUCAGAAAGUUUCAAUUUGCACAUACCAGACCUGUUGUUCUUUGGCAAGUCCUACUCAAAACGGUCGGACCGGACAGUAGAGUUUCAAGCGGCUUGUGUGGGUCAAGGGUUGAAGAGAUUGGGUGUGGAGAGGUUCUCGGUGUAUGCGCUUAGUUACGGGGGUUGGGUCGGGUAUCAGAUGGCUCAUAUUUAUCCAGAGAUGGUGGAGAAACUGGUGAUCGUCGGUAGUGGAAUAGGGUUUACAGAGGCGCAGAAACGAGAACAUCAGAUGGGGAGAAAAUGGACGGACAUGCUUUGUCCUGAGAAACCUGACGAUAUGCGUUUCCUCACGGCUAUAACAAUCCACAAGUACACUAUUUCCAAGUGGGUCCCUGACUUCUUCCUAAGGGAAUUUCUCAUUG